AUGGCAGCUGCCAUGAGCACUGCUGCUGGUAAAUUCACAAAAAUACCACCCCCACCCCCAUUUCACCACUUGCAAAAGUUGCAGAGGGUGAAGGCAUUUCCACUCAGUCCAGUCAAAAAUCUCAAGAAAAAGAGGACAGAGCUGGUGCCAAAGGAAGGCUAUUUGAUCUGUUGUUGGUUGUUGUUGUUGUUGUUGUUGUCUCCCCUUCACCAGCAGGUCCUAGAGCAGGUUAUGGCAAUUUAAAACUCAGUUUUAAAAAUAGUUAUGUCAGUCACAAGACUCAAGUGGGUCAUAAAACCACACGUUUUAUUUAAUUAUUCUAUUCAUAAUAUUUAUACACCACUUGAUUGUUUUUUUUAAAAAAACCAACAACCCUCAAAGCAGUUUAUAAAAAGAACGAAACAAUAAAAUUACAGAUUAAAAACUGAUGAAAGCAACUAUUUUUUAAAAAAAUUAAAAUCAGCAAUAAACUAAAAACAGAAAGUGCCUGCUCGAUGUUGAAUCAAAGCCGUCGAGUGGGAUAAGGCAAUCUCAUGCUUGGAAACUUCUCGGGUGUCAAAAGCCAGGGGAAAGAGAUACACAAGGAUUGAGGCACACAGCCACUUGGUGCCAUCAGUAUAUGCAAAGCUCUGGCUCGUUUAAGACUAUAUGGAACCUUUAUUCUCAAGUAUGAUGGAAGUCAUAGAUGGAGAGUACUUUUUUAUUUUAAAAAAUCUAUUAUUUGUAAAGGAAAUCUUUGUAUAAUACUUUAUUUUCCCUUGGGAGCUGCACUGUAUCUUUGUACUUUGGUCUCAGCAGGCUGUGAUGCUUUUUUUUGGGUGGGGGGAGCGGGGGAAACUGGAGCCUGCAUGGCUUAGCCUGUCUCCUUAAGAAGAGAGAUCCUAAGCAGAGCUUGGAAAACCAGCAACACAAAAAAUAAGCUGACCAAUUGCGCAAGGCAAGUGAAGGAUGCUUCUCUGCCUUGCCACACCUCACCUGCCCAGAGGGGGCAAGGGAGCACCUAACAGCUCCAGCAAGAGGGCAUAGGAGCAGGGACCGGGGUCAACAAGGGGCCCCCUGCAGGGAUGUGGGUUUCAGCAGGUGCCCGACAUUGCCAACCAUUUGGCGCCACUUCUCAUGCUUGGUACAGGCAGAUGAGCAUUGCCCACUGUCACCAGGCUGCCCCGGCAGUGCUCAGCCACAGGAAGGGCAUGUUCUAAGAAAUGCGCUCAGAUUGUGAAAGGAAGGGCCAGGAGACUUUGCUAGUGCCCCACCUAGAACAUGUCCUAGAACCCUGUGCAGCAUGCAGGGGGGUUGUCGCAGCUGAGUCCACAUGGAAAAAGAGUGAGGUUAAGGCCCACAAGAGUCUUCUGGUCCUCAAGAUUCCAUACUUGAAAAUCUGAAAGCCACUGUGGGUUUGUUUUUGUUUUUUAAAAAAAGGUUGUAUACCAGUAUUUCUUAUGAAACUGUGACCUCUAGUGGCUUGGUUCUGUACUAGGCAAUCCUAUUUAUAAUGUGGAUUGUUGCAAUAUCUAUCAUCUAUCUGUCAAUCAAUCAAUCUAUCUAUCUAUCGAUCUAUGUAUCGAUCUAUCUAUCUCCAUGGAUCUGGGGAAUCUUUGCCCUCUGAAGAUGUGGAGCAAAACAAUUUAGCAGUAAGGAGAGGCAUGCCUGAAAAAUUAGCUCUCUAUUGUUUGCAAUAUCCCACCGAGAAUGGUGCUUUAGCUGUUUAAGUAUAGCUCAUUGUGCACUUGCAUGAACACACUACUUAAUUUCUAUUUUAAAAAAGGUUUUGUUUUGCUUGCUGCAUCUCAAAGAUGUCUGAAAGCCAGACCAUCUGAAGUGUGUGGUUGUCCACUGGGAUCCCAAGAAGUCCAUGUUAUCACUUAUAUUUACUGUAGUUUGCCCCUAUUUUUGUUAUUGUUGCUGUUAAUUGCAUUUAUAUCCCAAUUUUUCUCCAAGGAGCUCAAGGUAGCAUAUAUAGUUCUCCCUCCUCUCAUUUAAUCUCCACAACAGCCCUUUGAGGUGGGUCAGGUUGAGAGGCCGUGACAGGCACUCAAGGUCAUGGCCAAAUGUGGAUUUGAAACCUAGUCUGUCAGAUCUUAGUCCGACACUAACCACUACAACCUCACUGGCUCUCAACAUCUAUUAAAUCUCACCCUCCCGUUUCUUGUCUUCCUUUGUAUUUAUGGAAAUAACCUUCCAAAAAUAAUAAUAACACGGACUUGCCACCGCAAGGUGUGAGAGAUCCCAAUUAUUUUUCUAUUGUUACUUGUCCCUAUUUAAUGCACCAUGCCUUGUCCCCCCACCCCACAGGGCGCUGUGCUGACUUGCAGAUCCAGUUCACCGAAGCCGUCUCCACAGUUGCCGACCAGAAAGAACUGAUUGCAAAACUGGAGCAUGACCUCAGCACCAUUCAGUCCAUGUCUGCAAUGCGCCGCCCUGACGCAGAGGUGAGUCCCCUUUAACCAUUUGCUGCCCCCCACUUGCAGCAAAGUCAGCCACCAGGGGCCAAGCCUGAUGAGACCCAUUCAUACCAUUAGUCUUCUCCUCUGUGGAGAAUUCCCCAUUGAUGUGAAUGGCUACUGGCCCCCAUGGCUAGCUGCUGGGAAUCACAAGUGGAAAAAAUGCCUCCGAAUAGCUGCGCUGCAGCGAGUGAACUAGACUGGGAACCAGGGUAGAGAGAAGUGCUUUAAAUAUUUGCAUCCCCCUGUGUUUCCUACCCUAUCAGCAGCUCCGUAUGCCUCCUGUUUGUAUUGGGAGAAAAGUUUCCAGUAGUGCAAAUGGGAGCUUUACUUCCUAUGCAUAGAACAGGGGGCGGGGGCGGGGGGCAUUCCAGAAAGGGACCUCAGUGGGGUGCAAAGCUUUAAAGCCCCUCUGCACCUUGGGCCUUGAUUUGGACUGGGCAGGUGGACCCCUGCUAUUUUCCCUCCUGUGAAACAUUCUUCUCAGGACUCAGCUACAUUAGUAAAGAAAAAGUGUUUCAUACGCAUUAUAAUAACAGUGCGAUGCCAGCUGCCGCUGUGGAGUCCCGUCUCUCGCCAACGCGAUUUCCCAUAAUAAAGUUUACAGUGCGUUUUCCUGAAAUGCUUUUUCGACCCAGCCUUGCCGUUCCCAGCUGGCUUGUCUCGUUUGGCUUUCAGCUAGUUCCCAACCUGCCCUGUUGUUUCGUUCUGCAUAAUAAUUCAUUACGCAUAAAUUGAAUGCGUAAUGGAUGUAAUACACACACACACACACACACACACACACACACACAAAGAUGGCAUAUUGUAUGGCAAAACUACCCAUUUCAAAUACAAACCACUCUAUGCAAAAUUAUCCCAUGCUUCCUGAAACCUGGUUGUUCAAAGCAAGGCAUAGGACGUCUUCAGGACAUGUCUUACUUGAACCCAUAGGUGGCCCAGUGGGAGCCAAGUUCAAAAUGGCAGGCAGUAGGAGGAGCCAGAUGCAAAAUGGUGGCUGGGAGCAUGGAGUUAGUUACCCUCUGCACCCAAUGAAGCCAUGCCCCGCGAUGAGCUGCGUAUACAAGUUCAAAUCCACACUUUAGUUAUUACAGAUCAAGGAUGCUAAUUUAGUUCUUGCUGUUAAAUCAGGAGGUGUAAAUAAUCCACCAGGAGAUCCCAAUUAGCUGAGGUGCUAUAAUAUCAGCAAUAGCAUCUCAGCUCCUAUGAGUAUCUUGUCGUGAAUGGAAAGAAGAGCAAACUCUCCCAUGUCGUUCCUGCAUCCAUAUUCUCCUUUUCUCUUUCCUUCCUAAAGGGUGCCGCCAUUCAAAACCUUGAGAACAUCCCUGAGCCCAUCAAAGAGGCAACAGCGCUUUUCUAUGGUAAGCAAUUAGCCAGCAGAUGGAGACUCUGUUUGCCCAGGCCUGUGGGUGAGAUUGCUCUUCUGUAGGAAGCGUUUUGCUGCCUGGCUCAGCCACCAACUACCAGAGUCCUUUUGGUGACCUCAGCAGGAGGCAGUGAUGCUUUCUUAUGUUUUAAUCAGGUGAGGUAGGAGAGCAGAAACCCUCGUAGGUUCUCUAAGGGCUGUUUCUCCCCCCCCCCCAAAAAAAAAGCAGGGGGAGGGAAAAGCCGGUAGGGAAUGGCCAGCUAAGUUAUGAUGAAAAAUGGCAGAGUUUGGGGGGGGAAUCAUUGUUGGUGAAAAGCAAAGAAUAAAAGAAAGCAAGAGAGUUCAAAGAGAUGUACAUUGCCAUUUACUGACUGGAGUGAAUGACCUUGGUAUAAGCCCACAGGAGUGCUGUGGGUCUCAACGUUUUUCCUGUAAUCCGACCUGUUUCCUAGGCUACCCACCAUCAGCAAGCACCCCGAUUCCAGAGGGCCAGAUGGACUCCCUCCUCUCCAUCAUCUCCAGCCAGAGGGAGCGCUUCCGAGCACGCAACCACGAGUUAGAAGCGGUAAGGAUCCCUGGAGGGCAGCAGGGGCUUGGGCUGGCCCCGCAGGCCCUGCCGGUUCUUGGGCCGUGCAGCCAGGGGUCAUCGCAGCAGCUGGGCCACCAUCUUGAAAAGGCUACCCUGGCCAAGCACAAGGCAGUGGAAAUGAAAACGGAGAUCUGAUCAAACAAGUCUCUCUGGGACCCUGCCAUGGGGAAGUAUCCAUCGGACUGUGUCUCUUGAAAACCUUAUCUUGCCAGUCAGCAUGAUGAUUGUUCUGCACUGCUUUUGAUGUUUUCAUAUUGCUGUGCGCUGCCCUGAUAGUUCAUGAGAGGGCAGUAUAUGAAUACUUUUCUGAAUAUAAGCAAAUGCAUUCAUAGCGAGUUUUCCGAGGGUGGGACUUGCGUAUUUCCAGAAACACAGGCCUGCCUCUGAACAGGGCAGGUGGUUGAUAUUAUUAUUAUUAUUAUUAUUAUUAGGCUAUGUUUACUGCCCUUGGCUCUUUUCGGGAAGGAGGGGGCAGGACAUAAAUUUAAUAAAUAAAUGAGGAAGAGCUAUGCAAAAAGUGAGCGCUCACGUUGUUAUACUAUGGAAGCUUCCACCUCCGUGCAGAGCUGGUGCCUUUUAUCCGGAGCUCAGACAGGCCUGAUUCUGACCCUUUUCUUUCUCUGUUCUGGCAGGAGAACCGGAUGAUGCAGCAUACAAUGCAGGCCCUCCAAAGCGAGCUGGACAACCUGAGAGCCGACAACAUCAAGCUGUAUGAGAAGAUUAAAUUCCUGCAAAGCUAUCCCGGACGGGUCAGUGGGCUGCCCUGUCAAGAAUGGCAUUACAAUUGUUUAUGAAAGGGCUGUCUUAAGUCAUCUAGCCGCUGGAGAUGUAAUAGGGACAAUGCUUCUUUAAAACAUAUGUUCUUACAAUGUCCUACAUUGGUAAAUUUUUGGCAGAGAGUAAUAGAAAUGAUCAAUGCAACUGUACGAAAUAAUCUUAUAUUUGCAGGGAAAUAUCCUUUUCAGUUAUAUACACCUGCUACUUUCUCCCACACUAGGGUGAGACAUAUUGUUUUUCUAUUUAGAUUACAGGAAUUAUUUCUGCACUUGCACCUGUAUGUAUAAAUUUGCAUAUGCAAAUCUACUGUAAAUCUACACACACACACACCCUUUUCUCUUUUUUGGUGAUGUCUAAGUGAAUCUCCUUGGGAAAGGUUCCAGGGAAGAGGCGGCCUCACUUGGAUGGUUUGCAAAGCGGUUUUUCACAAUUACUUUGACAGCCGGCUUCAGCGUAGCAGCAGUUCACACAAGGCCUGUCCUUGCGCCACUGAUUCAGCACACCUUGGCUGGCAGUGCAUUAAUGUGUUGAAUGAACUGGCCCCCAACCAGGGAAUGGCAGGAUCUGGUCAUGGAAUCCUGUGGAGCCAUUUUGCACACACACACCCCGGGAAACAGUGGGUGCUUUUCAUUCUCUAGAUCAGCUUCCACUGCACCCAGUGCUGAUACCAAGGUGAAGAAGGCAGGUGGAGGAAUUUUCUUUUGGUUAGCUUUCCCUUUUUUGCUAUGGUGCCAGCGGGUUCCCACAUGCAUGACCUUUUCAGAGACAGGGUAGUAUAUAAUCACAAAUUAAAGUAAUUUAGUUGGCUUGGAGGCCACUUUCCCAGCCCCAACCCGUUUGCACAACCUUUUAAUGUUUUGCAAGAGCAAAGUUCUUCGGCUUUCCUCAUGCAGCGCUGGUCCUCCACACGUCCAGGAGAGAGAGCUCUUCCCUUUCCCAAGUAACCCAGUGGCUUCAGGGAAUCUGCUUGCUGAGAGAGCAUGUGCCAACUUGAGAAGAGAAGGGCAGAGCAAAGCGCUUUGCUUCAGUGUUUUCCAGCACCGCCCUGUUUAUUGCAUGACAUCUCUCGCCAUUGGCUCUGCUCCAGGUGUGCUUCUCAGCAUCCCACCCAUCAAAAGGAGGGUGGCCCAAAACUCAUCUCAUAUCUCACACACAGAGGAGAGCAUCACCACAGAAAGGGCAAACAUAUGCAUAAAGAUCACACAGGCUAAUUGAUAUAAAUAGGUGUGGAAUUACAAAUAAUUUAAUUUAAACAGAAAUACAGUGCAUUCAGGGACACAGGUGGCACUGUGGGUUAAACCACAGAGCCUAGAACUUGCCGAUCAGAAGGUCGGCAGUUCGAACCCCCGCGAUGGGGUGAGCUCCCGUUGCUCGGUCCCUGCUCCUGCCAACCUAGCAGUUCGAAAGCACGUCAAAGUGCAAGUAGAUAAAUAGGUACCACUCCAACGGGAAGGUAAAUGGCGUUUCCGUGCGCUGCUCUGGUUCGCCAGAAGCGGCUUAGUCAUGCUGGCCACAUGACCCAGAAGCUGGACGCCGGCUCCCUCGGCCAAUAAAGCGAGAUGAGCGCCGCAACCCCAGAGUCGGCCGCAACUGGACCUAAUGGUCAGGGGUCCCUUUAUCUUUACCUUUACCUUUACAGUGCAUUCACCCUAGUGGGGAGGAAUGUGCUGCACCAGAUGAGCUGUGUGUUUUCUCUGUCUGCUGCCCAGCCGUUCCCUGUUGAUGGGCAACUGCAAGGCCCCUCCUGCCGGUACUCCCUUCUUACGGCUCUUUAAGAAGGCUCUUUAAGAUUCUGAACUGGGAGCCAAUGGCCCUCCAGACAUUCUUGGACUCCCAACUCGCAUCGGCCCCAGCCUGCCUGGACCAGUAGUCAGGGGCAGUGUGAUUUGUAGUCCAACAACAUCAGGGGGGGCACAGGUUGCCCAUCCCUGAAACACAGGAUGCCUUCAAAUAGAGUGAUUUCCUCUGAUGGCCCUUGAAAUAGAGAACUGUAAAGGUGGCCUAGUUAGCAGGAACCACACUAGUUUCUUGGUGACACACUGGGGAAUGUUUGCUUGCCCUUUGGGGACUGGAGGCCCUAGAUCAGGGGUCAGCAAACUUUUUCAGCAGGGGGCCGGUCCACUGUCCCUCAGACCUUGUGGGGGGCCGGACUAUAUUUUUUUGGGGGAAAUGAACAAAUUCCUAUGCCCCACAAAUAACCCAGAGAUGCAUUUUAAAUAAAAACACACAUUCUAUUCAUGUAAAAAUACCAGGCAGGCCCCACAAAUAACUCAGAGAUGCAUUUUAAAUAAAGGGACACAUUUUACUCAUGUAAAAACACACUGAUUCCUGGCCCAUCCGCGGGCCGGAUUUAGAAGGCGAUUGGGCCGGAUCUGGCCCCCGGGCCUUAGUUUUCCUACCCAUGCCCUAGAUGCUUUGAUUUGGGGCAGGCAGUGAAGCUUGAAUCUCCCUCCUGCUCUGUCGUGCACAAAGACAUGCACCUACUUGCUCGCUUAGGUUGCUAAAUGUCCCCUCCUCUCCAAUCUGCACUAACUUUCUGCUUCCUCCAGAGAAGGAUUGAGCCUGGGACUUUCUCUGCAUGCAGAGCAGUUGCUCGGCUGCUGAGCAACAGCUCUGGAAGAACCAUGGCAUUCAAAGUGAGGCAGUAGCUUUGUGACGACUGCUUCCACACAUCUGGGAGCAAACACGCAUCCACAGCCUCACCCUGACUUCUGUGUUUGGGUCUCUUCUAGGGCAGUGGCAGUGACGACACUGAGCUCCGCUACUCCACCCAGUAUGAAGAGCGCCUGGACCCCUUCGCCUCCUUCAGCAGGAAGGUAAGAGAGGCUCUCGUAUGGAGCUGCGGGAGGGAAGGGAAAGAAGGGCUUAGAAAUACAGACGUACCUUGGAAGUCGAACUGAAUCCGUUCCGGAAGUCCGUUCAACUUCCAAAACGUUUGACCUCCAAGGUGUGGCUUCUGAUUGGCUGCAGGAAGCUCCUGCAGCCAAUCGGAAGCCGUGGAAGCCCCACCAGACGUUCGGCUUCCAAAAGAAUGUUCAAAAACCAGAACAAUCACUUCUGGUUUUCAAUUGUUCGGGAGCCAAAAUGUUCGGCAACUAAGUCAUUCAAAUUCCAAGGUACGACUGUACUACAUUUCCUAGGUGAUGGCUAUCAGCCACCUUCAACCAGUGCUCCACCACUGUUUUAAUUUCCCCCCCAUUACAUCUUGUUUAGCUACAUCUUGUUUAUCUGGGGCAACCCUGCCAGAUGGGUGGGGUGUAAAGAAUAAAAUUGUUAUUGUUGUUACUACUAUUAUUACUAACUUUAAUUACUGCAAGAGCGCUUCUAGGGGUAUGCGGUGUUCCUACAGCAGCAAUCUCAGCCACCCUGGUGAUGCCCCUAUGCCCGGCUGGCAGGCAGGCAUUAGUGGGCCCAUUUUACAGACGGCAAACUAAGCUUGGAGAAUAACAUCUUGACCUCGAGUCUGUUCACAUUUAAGCACUGGGUAAAUUUAAGUGGGCUUGUUAGAUCAUGGGCUGAUGUUGGCAUUGCAGGUGAGGCAUGGCCGAUUUCAGUUUUUCCUUUCACUUUUCCAUCUCUGCUUUGUGUUCGUUUGUACUCAGGAGCGCCAGAGGAAGUAUCUGAGUCUCAGCCCGUGGGAUAAGGCAACUCUUAGCAUGGUAAGGCAAGCACUGAUGCUUUGUCCUCUCCCAUCUGAUGUGGAGGAACACUGACCUAGGCCACAUUCACACCAGACAUUGAAAGCAGUGUGAUACCGCUUUAAACAGUUAUGACUUCGCCCCAAAGAAUGAUGGGAGCUGUAGUUUGUUAGGGAUGCUCAGAGUUGUUAGGAGACGCCUCUAUUCCCCUCACAGAGCUACAAUUCUCAAAAGUUCCCAGGGAAAAGGAAUUUGUCUGGGAAUUGUCACUUGGUAAGGGGAAUAGGGGACAUGGGUGGCGCUGUGGUCUAAACCACAGAGCCUGGGGCUUGCUGAUCAGAAGGUUGGCGGUUCGAAUCCCCGCUACGGGGUGAGCUCCCGUUGCUCGGUCCCUGCUCCUGCCCACCUAGCAGUUUGAAAGCACAUCAAAGUGCAAUUAGAUAAAUAGGUACCACUCCGGCGGGAAGGUAAACGGCAUUUCCGUGCGCUGCUCUGGUUUGCCAGAAGCGGCUUUGUCAUGCUGGCCACAUGACCCAGAAGCUGUCUGCGGACAAACACCGGCUCCCUCGGCCUAUAGAGAAAGAUGAGUGCUGCAACCCCAGAGUCGUCUGUGACUGGACCUAACGAUCAGGGGUACCUUUACCUUAAGGGGAAUAGGGAGGGUCUCCUGACAACUUUCAGACAAGGCAACCAGAAUGGGACGUGGUUUUCCAGAGGCAGCUACAUCACUGGUUUAUAUAAAGUCAAUUUGAUCCCGCUUGUUAGCAAGUGUGCAUUCCUCAUGCAUGGAGAAGAGAAGGCCGUGGGUCACUGGGACCAGCCUGGCCUGGCCAGGAACGACAAGCCCUUGUUUCACAGCUGAUGUUCGUGUGUGUCUGUACUGAAACGCGAGGCCCAGCAGGUGUGCGCCGUCACCAGUUGCCCUGCCGUCCUUGUGUACUGAUGUCACCAGGCCUGGCAUGCCAGGAAGAUCAUAUUUGCCUCUGAAGGCAAUCCUGUCCCACAGUUUGGACAGAACUGGCAGCCCAUGUUGUGUUGGAAAUACCCAGAGGAGGGAAACAGAUGUUCGGAGAGGUCUGGGCUGGUUGCCAGCAGAGUUUGCACCAGCUGUGACCUGCUUCAUACAUGGAUACACAAAGCCGCUUUUCCCUGAGUCAACCCACUGGUCCACUUAGCUUACUGCCGCCUGCUCUGACUGGCAGCACCUCUCCACAGCCUGCAAUCCCUUUCUUAAUAACUUGGUGCGAACCUAUAGUGUGCAGCCAUGCUUGGAAUGCUGUGUGCAGUCCUAGUCACUUCGCUUCAAAAAAAAGUUGGGAGAAAGUUUCAGAAAAGGGCAAGCGAAAUGAUCAAGUGGAUGGAGCAACUCCCUUAUGUGGAAAGAUUUCAAAAUAUGAGGCUUUUUUGCCUAAAAAAUAGGCUAGUAAGGUAGGGAGGCGACAUGUUUGAGGUAAAGGCAGUAGUUAUGCAUGGUGCAGAGAAAGUAGAGAUGUUUUCUCUACCUCAUAAUAUUAGAACCCAGCAGUGCUAGCCAAGGAUCUGAGCAGGGGAGAGUCAGGACAGACAAAAGAAUAGGCCUUUUAGGUGGUGGCUCCUCACUUGUGGAAUGCUCUCCUCAGGAAGGCUCGCCUGGCACCUUACAUAACUUCAGGUGCCAGGCAGAAACAUUCCUCUUCUCCCAGGCCUCUGGCUAAUUCAACAGUCUAUGGUAUGGUAGGAAGAGGCAUUGUUUCCGUUUGGUACGAUGGUAUGUAUUGUUAUAUUGUAAACCACCCUGUGAUCUUCAGAUGAAGGGCGGUAUAAAAAUUUAAUAACUAUGAAUAAGAAUAAUAUAUGAACUUGCCUAAUUUGUACAGGGUGGCAUACAUUUUGUUUUUCAUCGGCAGAAUUUUGUAUUUAUUGGUUUUUCUGAAAGCAGUAUUUAUGCCAAACCCUGUCUUCUUUUGGUGCACCUGCAGGGAAGAUUCAUCCUCUCCAACAAGACGGCCCGCACAAUUGCCUUUUUCUACACUCUCUUCUUGCAUUGCCUUGUUUUCCUGGUAAGUCUGUGGCUUGCUCUCUCUCUCUCUCUGAUAUCCUCCUGCCUUUGGAAAUAAGGAGUCUGUAGUUCAGCCUUGACAAACCUGGUGCCCCUAAGUUGCUUUAUUUGUUUUAGAGCAUUUGUACCCCGCUCCCCAGCCAGAAAAGGCUCUCGGAGUGGCUUGCGUACCAUCGGUUGACUGGGAACCCAAAACCCCCAGGCACCCACUUGCUUGGACCUCAAAGCCUGAAUCUCUGUUGACGCAGGAAGGAUGUUGCAGGGGGAACCUGAGGAAAGAGGGUCAUUGUGGGGUGGGGGUUCCCACUCUCAGCUGAACAAUUAACAGUCUGCCUUUACUUUCUCAGGUUCUCUACAAAACGGCUUGGAGCGAGAGCGUGGGCAGAGACUGUGCCGCCUUCUGUGCAAAGAAGUAGGUAUCGGAGGAGCCGCCUUCCCAGUUCUCUCCUUCAGUCUACCACGUAGAUGCUUCUUCAACUUCUGCAAACAUGCCUUUCACUCUGCAAAUGUGAAAAUCAGGGCUGCAGGUGUCGAGUCAGUUGAGCCAAUCCGUCGCUUGCGGUUUGAAGCAGGUCCGGGGGCGGGCACACUUCCUGUCCCACGUCUCGGUGCUCCCCCCACCAACCCACAUCCAUAUGUUGAACUUUGGUCAUCUACAUAUGAACAACCCCCUAGGGCAGGGCCGGUUCAAGACAUUUUGGCACCUGAGGCGAACCACAAAAUGCUGCCCCCUCUCCUCCCUGCCAGGGAAGAAGGGGCGAAUUCCCGGAGUGGUUUAGAAGCAACUCCUCUUGCCAGGGAACUUUGGGAGCUGUAGCUCUGCGAGAGGAAGAGAGGGGUCUCCUGUCUACUCUCAGUAUCCUUAAACGACGCUUCCCAAAAUUAUUUAAAGUGAUAUGAUUCUGCUCUCCCUGUGUGGGGCAGAAGGGGCCUGGUGCCGGAUGCUGUCGUCCUGGAGAAGGCUUGACCUUGCACUGCUUCCCUUGCCAUCCUCUCCUGCCGUUGCCCCUCAUAUGGUCAGCCUGUCAGGGUCAGGGGCUUGGCUUUUUGUCACUCUGCAUUUUAUGGGGCACAAUAUAGAUUCAUACCAAGGUGUGCUGAUCCAGUUGCUUCCAUCUCUUUCAGAUAUGCCGACCACCUGCACAAGUUCCACGAGAACGGCGAGAACGGGGAUAUGUGGCAAUGA
Podarcis lilfordi (Lilford's wall lizard) is the source of this 12032-nucleotide messenger RNA. The record is from the annotation of a GenBank genome assembly. NCBI's taxonomy places the organism in Eukaryota, Metazoa, Chordata, Lepidosauria, Squamata, Lacertidae.